Eruca vesicaria subsp. sativa (arugula) is the source of this 1329-nucleotide messenger RNA. The record is from the annotation of a GenBank genome assembly. Lineage: Eukaryota; Viridiplantae; Streptophyta; Magnoliopsida; Brassicales; Brassicaceae.
GCCCCUCUCAUUUUUUUCGAUUGUCUCUCACUCUCUGCCAGAGAGAGAGAGCGAAGGAAGACGCAAGAAUCCAAAAAUCAUAGUUUCUGAUCUGUUUUAUUUUCUUCCUCCGAUCUGAUUCAGAAGAAGUAAUGGGCGCGAAUUCGGGUCCGACGGACGCAACCUUGGAUCUCGAUGAGCAGAUCUCUCAGCUCAUGCAGUGCAAACCCCUCUCCGAGCAACAGGUUAGAGCAUUAUGUGAGAAAGCUAAGGAGAUUUUGAUGGAUGAAAGCAAUGUUCAGCCUGUCAAAAGCCCGGUGACUAUCUGUGGUGAUAUUCAUGGACAGUUCCAUGAUCUUGCUGAGCUUUUCCGUAUUGGAGGAAUGUGCCCUGAUACCAACUAUCUAUUUAUGGGAGACUAUGUCGACCGUGGAUAUUAUUCUGUCGAAACUGUUACGCUGUUAGUUGGCUUGAAAGUACGGUAUCCUCAGCGAAUCACUAUUCUUAGAGGAAACCAUGAAAGUCGUCAGAUUACUCAGGUUUAUGGAUUUUACGAUGAAUGCCUGCGAAAGUAUGGCAAUGCAAAUGUUUGGAAGAUAUUUACUGACCUCUUCGACUAUUUUCCGCUGACAGCCUUGGUGGAGUCAGAAAUAUUCUGCCUUCACGGUGGAUUGUCACCGUCUAUCGAAACCCUUGACAACAUUAGGAACUUUGACCGAGUUCAAGAAGUUCCACAUGAAGGACCGAUGUGUGACUUACUAUGGUCUGAUCCUGAUGACAGAUGUGGCUGGGGAAUCUCUCCUCGUGGUGCUGGAUAUACAUUCGGUCAGGAUAUCUCCGAACAAUUCAACCACAGCAACAGCUUAAAACUUAUCGCUAGAGCGCAUCAGCUGGUUAUGGAUGGAUUCAACUGGGCACACGAGCAAAAGGUGGUUACUAUCUUCAGUGCACCAAACUAUUGCUAUCGCUGUGGAAACAUGGCAUCUAUUCUUGAGGUUGAUGACUGCAGGAACCACUCCUUCAUUCAGUUUGAACCAGCCCCAAGGAGAGGAGAGCCAGAUGUGACCCGAAGGACACCUGACUACUUCCUAUAAACAAAAAGUCACCUCCUCUCUCAGCUGCAAGGUUUUUGAAGAUCUCUGCUUAUUCCAUUUGACAAUGCUGUUCUCUUUAAAAUCGCUUUAGCCUUUCUCCCUUGGAAUAGUGUAAUAUAGGCAGUGAGGUCAAUGAACUAUAAAACCCCUUUAUGAAUAUUAUGUGUUUUGGCUGAAAUUAUUCAGCUACCUUCUGCAUCAGAAUCUAUUUCUUGUGAGAUAAUAUUUUGAUUUAAUUUCAUGUUAUUCUCUUCCC